Molecule: messenger RNA, 1794 nt
Organism: Letharia columbiana
Lineage: Eukaryota; Fungi; Ascomycota; Lecanoromycetes; Lecanorales; Parmeliaceae
Exons: 4
Coding region: 1-1794 (597 amino acids)
Source: RefSeq, a predicted model, not a curated record
AUGAUAGCUCACGCACCCACGGAUCUAAAGACACGAGAUGACAACUAUUCGAAUUGCUCCAGCAACUGGUACAGUGGCAAUAGUUCGCGUAUCCUUCUUGACGCACAAUAUGACUUGCAGCAUUGCCACCCAUGGCUGCAAGCCCCACCUAGAUUGGAAGCUCUAGACCCAGCCUGGGCGAAUUGUUUUCGCAGUCUUGAUAUAAACGACCCGCCUCGUGCGUUGACGGCAGCUGAUUUUGUGGCUCCUACCCCACUGAAGCAUUCGGUUUCAUUGAGUGUUGCUGCUCCCUCACCAGGUCCACAAGCUGCACAACCCACGCCUUCGCCGACACCCCCUCCAAGCACACCUGCACCUGGUGGUGCCGCGGAUAGUAAGUCAGCGAGCGGCAUUCCAGACCAUCCAACGCCUGCGAAGGACCCAGUGUCUGCUGAUCCGAUUGCCGAGACAGAUGCUCCCGUCGCGACUCUCAAACACUUCAUUGACCCAGCGCCUGCGCAGAAUUCAGCUACCAGUGAUACGAAUUCUAAUGAAGAUCCUGGCGUUGCGGCUUUCAAACCUUCCAAUGACCCAGCGACUGUAGAUAAUUCAGCUACCACCGAUGCGGGCGUUGUGGCUCCAAACCCCACGGACGGUCCUGCGUCUACCAAAGAUCCAGGUACGAGUGAUCCGAAUGUUGAUUACGGUCUUGCCAUUGUGGCUUCAGAGUCGGCGAAUGGCCCAGGGUUUCCCAAUCUGGCCACUAGUGGUCCCAAUGGAGGCAAAAAUUCCGAUGUUGUGGUUCCACAACCUGCAAAGCACCCUGCAGACCCGAGUGGAUCCAAUAGCACAGACCAGCAACCCAACAGGCCCUUUCCAAACACCAACGGCGAGCCGUAUACUCCGCCAUCAGUACAUGCCGCAGCUCCGGUACAAGCGCCCUUCGUGACCACUGUUGAUGGCCAUGAUAACAUUGAGCAAUCAUCGCUCUGCCACAAAUGGCGACUCGUACUGGGUAAUUCGACCAUCCCGCCUCGCCCCUCCCUCACUUUCUUAUACUUUCCUGUCGGCGGUGAGACAAUGACCCUCUCUGCCGCUCAUCUUAUAGCCGUAGGAAAGACGUUCGCAGCAGGCGACCAGGGUCCCACAAUCGACAGCGAGGUGGUAUCACUGGGCUCAACGGCAUUGACCAUCCGGACGCCCACCGUACCUCUCGGCGCUGAGAACUCGUCUCUUCCAUCAGUAGCGACCAUAGCGGCUGACAAAACGGUUACGCUUGUUCCAAGCGGUAUCAUUGUUCAAAACGCGAACUUGACUAGCAACGGCCCUGCUGUCACAGCCUCAGGUCCAGACAACCACCGCACUCUCAAACGGCAUCGCAAUCGCAGGCACAGCAUCAACAGCGGACGCGCCCACCAUCACAAAUUCAGAAAUACCCGUAUCGGCUGGAAGCGACAGCCUGGCAAUUGGGACAUCGCCGGUUCACCGCGCGAGCUCGGGUUUCGCUCCGACUCAAGGUCUGAAGGCCUCAGUCUCGGUGGCCUCAAUGGCGGAUUCACGGCGGCGCCCGGCACAUCAUCCACUUCGAAUGGGACGGCGGCCAAUAUUACAUGCUCGGCCAAUGGCCCGAUGGUCUUCCCUGGAAGCGCAGGGAAGGUCAAGAUCCCGGGCGGCGAUCCACCAGAGAGAUUUAGCAAUGAUUGUCUCAAAAGGAUACGGCAAUUGUUCGGACAUCUUCAUUCAGGCCGACAGCCACGCUAUCGGAUCCGCCGCGCUCGGUCCGUGCGAAACCAGCUCGAACGAGAUCCCGCUUAG